Branchiostoma belcheri (Belcher's lancelet) is the source of this 516-nucleotide messenger RNA. RefSeq names its product 41 kDa spicule matrix protein-like. The transcript has 2 exons. NCBI's taxonomy places the organism in Eukaryota, Metazoa, Chordata, Leptocardii, Amphioxiformes, Branchiostomatidae. The coding region runs from base 1 to 516 and encodes 171 amino acids. The record is from RefSeq and is a predicted model, not a curated record.
AUGGGCAACCAACCCUACAUAGCGGGUAACCAACCCUACAUAGCGGGUAACCAACCCUACAUGGUGGGCAACCAAGCCUACAUGACAAGCAACCAACCCUACAUAGUGGGCAACCAACUGUACGUGGCGGCCAACCACCCCUACGUUGCGGCCAACCAACCCAACAAGGUGGGUAACAAACCCAGCAUGGCGGCCAACCAACCCAACAUGGCCGCCAACCAACCCAACAUGGCCGCCAACCUACCUUAUAAGGCCGCCAACGAAUCCAACAUUGCGGGCAACCAACCCUCCAUGGCGGGUAACCAACCCACCAAGGUGGCCAACCAACCCAACAUGGCCGCCAACCAACCCAACAUGGCCGCCAACCAACCCUCCAUGGCGGGUAACCAACCCAACAUGGCCGCCAACCAACCCUCCAUGGCAGGUAACCAACCCAACAUGGCGGCCAACCAACCGAACAUGGCGGCCAACCAACCCAACAUGGCCGCCAACGAAGCAAACAUUGCCGCCAACUAA